Messenger RNA from Klebsormidium nitens, 3828 nucleotides. The record is from the annotation of a GenBank genome assembly. Lineage: Eukaryota; Viridiplantae; Streptophyta; Klebsormidiophyceae; Klebsormidiales; Klebsormidiaceae.
AUGGACGAUGGAGGCGUCAGCUCAAGUCUUAGCCGUCAGCAGGAGAUCCUCGCCCGGCUCCGGCUCGCCACAGAGAAGCGAGCUGCAGGGAUCCAAGCAACUAGAGCGGACACACAUGCAGAGGACCAUUUUCCACGGCCAGCUCUGCAGCACAGAGGCGCUUCUAGACAGAGGGGGCUGGAUUUGGAGGAAGAUAUUGGCAAAAGGGAAGCUGCAUUUGACCUGAGUGGUGCAUUUGAUGCGUCCUGGGGCGAUGUGUUGGAACCUGAGAGUGCAGGCCAGAGUGCUGAUGCAUCCAGACGCGUCUCCAUUGCGCAGUACUCCGAUACUGGCGAGGAGAAAAGGCUGACUGUGUCCGGGACUCUACGGUUCGGCCCCUUCGACAAUCAGGAAAAGAGUGGUGGUGAUGAGCUAGGGAAUGUGAACGGGUUGGAAGCGCAUGAAGAGAGGAGUAGUUUCUCGAAGCAAGGGCAUGCAAAAGCGGAAAGCGGUGGCAAAGAUUGGGGAGUUGACUUGCGAGCGAGUAGAAAGAGCGACCUAGCAAAGCUGCUUCAAUCAAGGCGGCAAAGUGUUGAUGGGACAACAGCCGAUGGAGUAUGUCAAGCGGACGCAACGACUGCCAAUGACUUCUGCGAUCAGAAAGCAGUAAGUUUGCACGCUCGAGCAACGAGCUACCGUUUCAAAAUAGACCGUAGAGCCUCUGCUUUUGAGCUCCCAGAGGAUGAUGACACUGCAAUCAACGAGCACCUUGAAGAAGCACCAAGAAAUGAUGAGCCUGUGUCUGUUUCUGGAGCAGUACUCGGCAAUGGGACUCUUAUGGAGCAAUCGUUGGAAAGGAAGUCACCAUCUGUUUCCAGAGCUGCUUUUGGUACUGGAGCAGGCUUAAGUAUGGGGGACUCUGAAACUAGGGAGGGGAGAAUCUACAACGUCACGGGGACGGGUCUGUGGCAAAUACCCAUGGGGCCGGAGUCAAGUUUUCGGCAGCAGAAAGCGGCCGCGCGGGAAAGCUUCUCCAAAGUGCUCAGCGAGUUUGAGAGAAUAGGGGAUGACUUUGCCCAAAUAGGAGACGGGUUUGCCCAGGACUUGCCACAAACCUCUCCAAGCGCAGCAAAAGAAGCGGAGCAGGCGUUUCAGGAUGCGGAAAACUUCUUGUCCAGGGGAGGAAAUGCGUCAUCCCCAUUAUUCGCCCGCACUUCUGUGGAGUCCAAUCUCGCGUCAAGAACGAUGUUUGGCGGGGGGGUGGGGAGGGGCGAACUUCUGACCCCCCAGAGCAGCGCAACCCCGACUACGUUCGGCAGGCUGUCAGAAAGCUACAGCAGACGCGCGCCGGCCAGCCGGUUUGGUUACUCUCCGGGUACCAGCAGCAGGGGAGAUGCCGUGAUCGAUGACGUCAGCAGGGGCGAUGACGUGGCUGACGACGUCAGUGGCGGGGCGCCGAGCACUAGCGGGACUCCAGGGCCCGAUUGGAGAUCGCACGGGGAGAUCGAGCGCAAUGGACGGCUUUCGGACGCCAGUCUCGCAUCCCCGGACUUUGGAAAAGGCGCACAGUCUAGUUCCAGCCGGAGUGUCCGAAGCGGAGGGUCGGAAGGGGUGUACGAUCCCGAGGUGUUUUAUGCUGCGGACGUUUUGGGCGAUGUAGAUGCUGGAAAUGCUCCAAAAGAGGAUAUUGAGGAUCGAGUUGCAUCGCUAGAACGCGCGAUCUUGCGCGAAUUGGAAGAAGACGACGCAUCAGCUUCACAAGGGCACCGGAGAAGAGAGACUGGGAAUGCUUCGGAUGUGGAUGACGAAAAAGAUCGGCUGACAUCUUCGUUAUAUCACAAUGGAAGAACAAGUGGUCCAGAAGGAAACGGGGAAUCGGUAGAAGCUCGGGUGCGACCGCUAUCUGAUACAGUGAGGGAUUCAAAGGAGAAAGGAACAGGAGCGGACGGACGGAACGAAACGGGAGACGGAAUCGGAGCAAACGAAAGAGGUCGGGCAGAUGGGGAAGAAAGAAAACAAAAGUCCAGCACAGGGGCAAGUGGAAGACCAGGUACUGCCAGGUCCACUGGGAAGGAAAAUGGAGUGCCGAAGGGAAAGGUCACGAAGGUGGAGCCGUUCCGGUUGAGUUCCGGCACAGGAGAGCGGCACCGGAAGGAGACGGUCCGCCGAAGGGUCCAGGAGGAGAUGCAAAAGAAGCUGACUUUCAAGCCGCACAUUCUGCAGAGCUCGUCCAUUCCGGGGGGAACGUUCCGCUUGCACGGGGAGGACCGGAUCCGCCAGCUGGCGCGGCCGCGGUCGAGCACCUACGAGAAGUACGCGCAGGACCGGAUCCGCCAGCUGGCGCGGCCGCGGUCGAGCACCUACGAGAAGUACGCGCAGGUGCGCGAGCAGCGCGAGAACGAGACGAUGCAGAGCUGCUCGUUCCGGCCUUCCGUCAGCAUCGACAGCGGAAUGCUCCACCAGCGGAAAGGCCCCAUCGACGAGCGGCUGCACGGCGAGUGGCGGCGGAAAGCUACGGAACGCGAGCGGAUCCGGAGGGCAGUCGAGCAGGCCGAAUUAGAGAAGUGCACUUUCCGUCCGCACAUCUCGGACGUGUCCGAACUCCUCGCGUCAGAGGACCGGCGGCCGAUCUACGAGCGUUUUGAGGAAAUCCAGCGACGAAAGAGCGAGGCAUUGGCACGCGCGCGCGAGCAGCUGCAGCGGAACGAAGGCACGUUCCGCCCGAAGAUCAACCACCGGAGCGAGCGGAUCGCGUUGCGGAUGGGCCUAGAGGAGAUCGACGUCGCAGACCGGCUGACGACGUUCGCAUCGACGGCCAGCCUUGGCCGAAAGCUGCGAUGCGUGGAAGAGCGCGAACUAGAGGAGCAGGAAAAGUGUCCGUUCCGGCCGGAGAUCAACCCGAGCACGGAACGGAUCCUGAACGAGGCGCUGUACGUUCCGGCGGACGGCGACUUCCUCACGCGGCAGCACUUGUUCAACGAGUUGAGAUACCAAAAACAACUUGAGCUACAAAGCCGGCAGUCCGCCGAGUGCCGCUUCCGCCCGGACAUCGGUUCCGCCGAGGAGGUUCUCGCCCAGGCGGGGCGGAACGCUGGGGAGUCGCGACAGGAGCUCAUCGAACGGCUGGCGUGCACCGAUAAGGAGCGCUUGGAAGCCAUCCGACGGCUGAAAGCGGAGCAGCACUACGCGCAGUUUGAGUUUCGGCCGGCACUCAACCCAAUUAGUAGGCUGGUUGGUCGCCCCCCUUCCGUCGAGCUGUUGCAUAAGGACGACCGCGCCAAGCAAAAGCUGGAGAUGCUGCGGGCGGAAGCGGAAGAGGCCCAGAAGCGAGAGUGCACGUUUCAACCAGAGUUGUCACGGCCGUCGCUAGAGACGUCCGAUUCGAGAAGGACGAUCAGCAUGCGGGACCCGGAGCUGAUUAGCGCUCGAAUACAGGAGCAAGAAAGGGAGCGGCUGGCGCGCAUUGAGGCCGUACGCGAGCUCCAGCGCGAGCAGGAGCUGCAGGAUUGCACGUUCCGGCCGGCGAUCAACGGAACGCCACCGGAACAGCUGGACCAGCCGGUGAUAGUCCCCGGGCUUGGCAGAUAUCUUGAGCUGCAAGAGAUGUCAAAGCGCCUGAAAAAGGAGCAAGAGGAACGAGAGCGGCGGGCUUUCCUUCUCGAGAUCCCCUCCAACCUCUCACGGCAGUCAACCAAGCCCCAGCCGUUCCGGCUGCAUUCCGGCAGCGAGCAGCGGAAGGCGGAAGUCGCCAGGCGGGCGGAAGAGGACUUCGAGGAGAAGUGCACGUUCCGGCCCGAGACGAACGCGGGCAAGACUAAAAAGUUCGUUAAACAAGUGUUGAGGGAAUGA